Molecule: messenger RNA, 7310 nt
Organism: Cinara cedri
Lineage: Eukaryota; Metazoa; Arthropoda; Insecta; Hemiptera; Aphididae
Source: the annotation of a GenBank genome assembly
ACGACCACCGGCACCGGCCACGCUCGCGCAUUUCGCGUUCCGCAUUUCCGCCGUGCAGUCCCAUCCAGCGCCGACCGUGUCCAGCCCGAGACUCAACUGCACCGCCGCCAUCAUCCGGGUAAGCGUUCGAUUUUGACGUUAUUUUUUUUCUUCACGAGCGAAAUAUUCGCGUAGGCCGAGGCCGUAUUCGCCGGUUUAGAUUAUGCCGGGGGUAGGUAUACGAAUUCGAUCGAACCGUUAUGGGCGCGCGACGCAUUGUUUACGGCGAUCGAUUUCGAUUAUACGACGUUUAAAAAUAAUAAAUCAUUAUCGCGCGCGUUUUACGGUAUUUUUCAAAAGUUUUCACGUGUACCGUUAAUCUGUUCGUAUUACAAUGCGAACAGUUCGGGCAAAUUCGAUUUUUCAAUGCGACAAUAAAUUUCUGUUUAUCAUUGUUGUUGUACAGCUUUAGGCGUUUUCGCAUUAUUUUUAGAUUAGAUAGCACUUUUAUAAGCACCUAUAUUUCGGGAUGGUUAACGGUGUAACCAAAUUUACACCGCAUACGGAAGAAUUAAAAGCGAUCUCGCUGCUCCGGGACCGUGGACAAAAAAAAACCGACGGUUUUUCGUACCUUUUUCAUUAUUUACGUUUAAACGAUUAACCCCCCCCCCCCUCCCCCGUUUCGUAUGAUAAUAAAAUGUAUAAUAUUACGCGCAAUGACUUGAGCGAUGGUACAUUCUAUACACGAUAUUUCGACGAGCUGCACAUGUUGUUUAUAUAUUAUUAUUGGCACAGCAUACCGAUAUCAACCGUUCGUCUUAUCGAUAUUAUUACGUGUUAAAUAUAAAUUGUGUUAUAGACUUAUUAAGUACCUAAAAUAUAUAUUGAAUAAAAAAAAAAAAAACCAAGAUAAGCGCGGUGUUUAUUUGAGUCGCGUUUUAUUGAUAACGCUAUAACGACGGCAGUAUAAUAUACAGUUUUAAUAUUACAAUAUUGUAUUCGAUUUGAAUUUCGGACGGUUGUAAAUAGCACGGAAAUCGACGGGGUAUUAUUGUACCGUAAAACUUCCGCACAACGAUCACCGAAGAUACCGGACAUAAUGACCGUUAUUUAAAGGUGGCCGUCCUUUAGCGGUUUCCUAUUGAAGGAUAACACUUGACGGACCAAAAAAACAUCACCGUUAACGGAAGUUUCACUGUAUUUUUGAAAAUCGUACCGCGUCUUGAGACGAACACCGCGUGAACAACAUUCCCGAAUAACCGGCGAAGGUACAAAAUCGAAAAUAACGACGAUGCGUUUUUGAUAAUGUUCCCGUUUUUCCGACGAUUUCCACCAACCCUUCCCCCCCUCCAACCUUCGCGGCUGUUGAGAAUCGAAAAAAAAAACGCCGACCCUUUAAAUGCGCCGACCGGAUAGAAUAUCUGGUAUUUCGAUCGGACCGAGAGUGGCCGGUAGAAAAACAUUGUUCGCGGAUAGGAAAACGAUUCGACUCGGUCCACCUAUACCGAACAACGCAAACCAAGUAAAACUAGCUUGAUUUUGAUUUUAGAGUAUAACCUAACCUAAUCUAACCUACAUUGUGCAAUGUACAAAGAAGAAUAUUUCGUAGAGAACCCCGUCGGGUUUUUGUAUUUUUCUAAACGUACCGUAUCUCGAUAUAAAAGGAGGCACAGAAAACCUUUUUUUUUUUUUUAUAGUUUUUUUAUGGAACUGUAACUUUUUCAAUAGUUUAUAAUUCAAAAAAACACCUAUUAGAUUCUCUAAAGAACGAAAUAUCGUUCUCUUUUCAUUUCAGUAUUUCGCAACAAAUACUUGUAAUCUAAAAUCGAAAUUAGCUACAGUUUCACUUAUAAUACGCGUAAGCGUAUUGUUUUUGCGUUUUGCCGGGUAGUCCGGGCAAAACAGUAGACGCGAGUGUUUAGACGUCCUCUCAAUGAAAAAUACGCUCGCGCUAUUAAAAAUGCGUAAUGCUUUCGCGAUUUCUCGGUGAGUCGACUUUCCCGACGCGUGCCGAUAACGUCACACGGAUUGCCGGCAGUAGUUUUAGCUGUUCCCGUUAAAAAAUAUAUUAUCAGUAUUAUUGCGUUUUUGUUUGAUUUCGGUACCGGUCUCCUCUACUUCUUCUUCUUCUUCUUCGACCUAACCGACGAAGAAAUCGCGACAAGUUCAGCUACCUCGUCACGUUCUAUUUUGUCUCGCCUAUAACGUACAGUUUCCGUUCGUCAAACACUCGCUUCGAAAAUGCGAAUGCUAUUGUACAAAAUUUCCUAUUGCAAAUGGCCGUCGGCAAUCCGAUCGACACAGGGUGAACGUAUCAGGUGGUCCAUUUAAGUGAGUUAUCACUCAUUAUCCCGGAAAGCAUUAGCUUUUUCCGGAAUUUGUUUUUAAUAACAUUUAAGAAACAAGCUGCUCUACAAUUUUAUAUUUAUGCUAUUUUUCGUCACCCUUAUUUGUGGGGGGUAAAACCACUACCUAUUUUUGAUUUUCAAACGGCAACGUAUAUGAAAAAUUCCACGGAUAGAUUAAGUGUUAAAGCGAAUUCAAGUGUUAAAAUGUUUGAUUUCUGUCAGGUCGUUAACGAGUGAGUUAUUCCGCUUUUAAAUUUGGGUUUAAGGAGAGUAGUGUCAUUCGUUUGGCGGUACGGCGCACGGCGUGUUAAUAACGCACCGCUACUCUCCUCGUCUAACCAAAACUUGAAAGUGAAAUAUCUCGUCUGUGGUUUGAAGGCAAUCAAAAAUGUCAACACUAAAACGUGUUUCAACUAACAUCCCAUCCAUGUAUGAACUAUUUAAUGUGGGUUGUCGUUUGAGAAUCCAAAGUGGAUAGUCGUUUUACUCUCGAAAAUUAGGGCGACGAAAAAUAAUGCAAACUUUAGAACGGCUCGUUCCUGUAACGUAUGUCCCAGAAAACGGAUCCCGAAAAAAAGUCAAUACUCUCCGAAAUGAUGAGCGCGCCCGCAUGAACCGCAUGAUCGCCCGGCGCUGUACCGUAAAUCAAUCCGUCCGGCGCGGCGCGAACCUGUACGGACGGUUUUUUUUUUAUUUGCCGUGUCGCUUAUCGGACGGCCAAACAUUGAUUACGGACGUAUGCGCACGACAAACACUGAUUACGGACGUAUACGCACGACAAACACUGAUUACGGACGUAUACGUACGACAAACGUUGAUUACGGACGCGCGGCAGACGUCGAUUGCGCGCGUGACGAAUAUUAAACGUUGCCGGCGAUAAGGCGCUGCUACGACAAGAGUGUAGGCGCAACAGAAAUGGCAUAAUGUUGUCCGCGCGCGCGUAUUCACGAAUUUCGAUCGGUUUGCGUGCCGUCGAACGAGCCGCGCGCUCGCGAAACAUCGCGAAAUCGUAUUGUUCGUCGGACGCGAUUCGCACCGCGACGGUGUUUCGCCGGUCUCGUCGGAUAACAUUGUAGAACGCCUUCAAAGGGGCGCCCGACGGAAAACCCGCGGGACGUUCGGAUAUUCCUGUAAGUGUAAUAACAUCGUAAUGUACACGACAACGCGUCGCGAUGCCGCGAACGACAGACCUCCGUCCGCACAGUCGUUCUCGCGUAUAUCCGCCCGCGCGCGCGCCACGCCGUACGCGAAUCGCGGCGUUUCGAAACGCGCGGACGAUUAUCGCCGAGAAUCGUUUCGUCGUUUCGCGCGCACGGACGCAAAUCGAUUUGCCAUCCCCGCGUCGUCGGCGUGACGGUCGGUUUUUGUUUUCGUGGUGUUUUAUCUACUCUGUCGUGUCGCGGUCGACGCGUUUCUCUCGCGAAUUUCGCGCAACGACGACGCGUCGGUAAAUCCUCGACAAGUCGACAACGCCCGACCGACCGGUACUGCGGAGGCCCGCCGUCGCGAUUGAAUGUUCCGCAAUACCGAAUUGUCGUCGACUUUGACGAGAAAAAACAAACCAACGGGACCGUUUACCCAUUUAUCAUUUGCCAUUUUCUAUCGGUUUAAUGAUACGCCGCCGUCUCCCGGCGCAAUACACGACCAUUGCUGACGAGACGGUCGAUUUCAAUUGUUUUAAACGUUUCAACGACCGCGGGAAAUUUGCGCCGCACGAGUCCGCUUGGUCGUCCAAUUGGCUUCGUUCACCGGCGCCCUCGGCCACGAUCGCCAGUGUCCCGCGACCAAUCGCCGAACCAUUCGAAUUAUUACCGUCUCCCCGCCGGAAAAAAUGGCCGUCGACGUCCCCGGCGAACCCGGGCGUGCGAUCCUUCCGCGUUGUUCCCACGGGAUCCCGAUCCCGGCUGUUGUGUUCCGCGUACGACCGGUGCCCGCGGGGCGACUCGAACGCGCGUGUGGGAGGGAGGGGGGGCAUCGUCAAUAUACGCCGAUUCUAAAUUAAUUACGAUGGAUUACGAAUCCGUUUUUAUCCUGCGGUUUUCGACUGCGCACCGCGAAUUAUCCUGCGUCACGCGUCAUUGCGACACGAUUCACGCAGUUUAAGUCGUUCAUGUAUCAUACGAAUUAUUAUGAUUGUCGUUUCGCGAUUGAUUGUAAGCUGCGGAGCGCGAACAGAUAAAAUAAAAUAUUUCGGCGCGAGCUGUAUGGUAAUCGACCGUUUUGUUAUAACAUAGGAAUACGUAUUUUAUAAAUAUUUCAAAAAGUGUCGAUUGUGUACACCGUUGAUCUUUCGGAGCUUGUCUACAGACGCAAAAUCGUUAUUUAUCACACCUUCGCGAUUCAAUAUUGUUCCGAUAGUUUUUUUUUUACAAUGCGAACCUGCGCUCCUGUUAGAUUUAUUUUGUAGACUGGUUCGGCUUUCAACCGACUGUUCACUAGUUAACGAUCGGCAUACUGUUCGGGCAUAACAUUGUCAAAGCACUUUUUCGCGGUUUUCCGAUUUGUUUUCACGCAUCAUCCGUUAUGGAAGACGGAGCUUUACGCGGAGCGUUUCGUGAAGCAUUUUAUCGUAACACUUGUUCGCGUUUAUUAAAAACGCUCGGGAUCGAUAACAAUUCAGUGUGCCACGUGUUCAACGAAUUAAUAUAAGUGCACGAUGUAUCGCGUGAAAUGUAACGCGUAGUUAAAUCGAACAAUCGAAUUACUAUUUGUCGAAUGACCGCGGGACAGUGUGACGCAUUACAUUAUUUUGACGUUUUGCAGGUCGAUAAUUCCAACGAUUGGAUACACAGUGUUAGCGAUAUGGACCUGUCAUUGUUGAACAAGCCGGAGAAGGACGCGCCGAAAGUGUUGGACAAACCGACCGUGUACGCGGACGGCGGCUCCGAAACCGCGGCCGUGCCGCUGGACCUGUCAGUGAAAAAGAACCAGUCCGCGGCCGUGCCGGCGGAGCAGCCGCCCCAUGACAGCGACGUCAAAGGCAUCGACGUUUGCCCGGACGCCGACGAUGAACGGCCUCCUGCUUCGAAGGCGCGCGCCUUCGAAUCGGAAUUCGCGGACGUACCGGCCCAGCGUGUCUACUGCGCGCCCGAAGUGUCCCCGCUGAUCGCGGACCACGUUUCGCCGGCCGACCAUAGCGUCGCGCCCACCGCGCCGGACGCCUCGGCCGCUUCCUUUCGCCCGUACACCAACCCGAUGUUAUUUCCCGCUUUUGCCGACGCUCAGUUCCCUUCGGUCUUGCCGCCUUUACCCCCGUUGCUGUCAUCUUUGCCACCGUUGCCGUCGCUCUUGCCACCGUUGUCGGCGCUGACCGCUCCGGUGCCCAUCGCGUAUCCACUGCUCCAGGACGCUUCGGCGCCGUCCUUGCAGUAUCAUCACCAUCUCCAGCAGCAACAACAUCAACUCCUGCAACACCAGCACCAACUUCAGCUCCAGCAAGAGCACCAGCUACAGCUCCAGCAACAACAGCAUUUCCAUUUCCAGCUCCAGCAGCAGAUCCAACUCCAACAACAGCAGUUGGCCUCGUACGCGGGCGGUGCCGUCACGUUCCAGGUCGGCACGCCGCUGCUGUACGCGUCUGAUUCGCCGUCGUCUUCCGCGUCCGAUUGCAAUCAUUUCCAGUACGGCGGCGUGCACUCCGGCAUGCCUAGGGCGGGCUGCUAUAUCGAGUAAGUGUAGUCAUCGCAAACUUGUAACAUUUUCGGUUUUUAAUCGGUUAUGGAUCGAUCCCGAUUCCAUACGUAGCGCAGAGGGUCGGGAAAAAAAAUCGACCAUCCGUUCGCUACCCAUCGUGUUAUGACGGUGUAAUUAUAAUAAUGUGAUGGUUUUUUUUUUUUUUUUUGUCGCGCAGGCAUCAUCCGCAUUGCGGCGACAUGGUCGACGAGAGAGGAAUGCGCGCCGGCGACGAAAGCUUCAGCAGCAGCGGCCGGUCGGACUGCGUGACGCCCGACUGGACGCCCGAAGAGGUGGCCGAGCGUCGUCGCGCUCUGGAGGAAGAACCGGUCAUUGAACCGGACGAGAUGGCCGAGGAGAUAGCGGCCAUUUACAGGCAGUCGGAUUUCAUCAUGUUCAGACAACGGUACUUGGAGAGCUUGGGACCGCCGAAGAACUUCGAGAAGAUGCGCCGUUCGGUGCCGGGCAAGCGGUUCGGCGGCGGCGGUCCGGACCACGUGUACGUGAUGAAGCGCCAGAAGAACAACGAGGCGGCCAAGAGGUCCAGGGACGCGAAACGCCAGAAGUACAUCGAGAACCAGAUCAGCGUCAUAUACCUGACCAAAAAGGUGAACGAGAUGAAAGAGAUCAAGAGACGUCUGUUGAUGUCCAUGUGAACGGUUUUUGUGACUCCUAUUAAAUAUUAUUAUCGAGUAUAAAAUAUAUUAUUUUUUCAAAAUUGAUACGACUAAAAAAAAAAAAAAUAACAUUAUUUCGUCAAACAAACAUUCAACUUUUAUUUUAAUUUAUUACUAUUAUUAUUAUUAUUAUUAUUAUUAUUAUUAUUAUUAUUGUAUUAUUGACGUUUGUCAAACAAAUUCGCUCUACUUCGUAGAUAUUUUAUGAUCUUCUUAGAUAUUUCUCAUUUUUAUAAAAUAAAAAAAAAUCUUUUUGAAUAUUAAAUAUUAUUUUCGUAUUAUUUAAUCGACUGCGGUGUUUGCAUAAAUACCGUUCACGUAUACAUCAGUGUACCGAUUAUAUUCGGAAAAUUAUUAUUACGAACAGCGUUUUUUUCGUUUUUCAAAUUGAAAAAAAAAAAAAAAAAAACAUUACUAUAAUGUCAUUAUUUUUUUAAUCUUCGGUCUGCGUACGAACCAUAUUAUAUUUCAUAAUUAGCCGUACUGAGAAACAUAGUAAUAUAUUAUAUUUCAUUGUCAUUUUUUUUUAAUACACAUAUAUAUCACUGUACCAACACUAUCUAUAGUGAUUGUAAGUAACAAUUAUUGUCAAACAUACCAAUACGAUCAUGUCCAGUUAAAUUGUUGAACUCAU